AAGAUAAAGUAUAUAAUGGAAUACUGCUCCACUAGAAAGGUGAACAGAGAAUGUGAGGUCUGGUGUGGGGUAGUCCCGUCCCGCUUUCUCAAUCUUUACUCCGUUUUGAGAGACAUGGAAAAGUUGCCGGCGCUUCUUCCACCAUUCCUUAUCUUCUUCCUGUCCUUUUCCCUUUCCCUUUCUGACGGAGAUUUCACCGGAAAUUCUUCCUAUCCCGUCCAAUCUUCCCCCGCCGAUUCUCUCUGCGCCCAGCUUAUCGAGCCCAACGGUUAUUCCUGCACCGAACACACUGUUCAAACUAAGGAUGGCUACAUAUUAGCUCUUCAUCGCGUGUCGUCUCGUUCUGGGGAUCUUAGAGUUCAGCAAAGUCAUCCUGUUUUGCUUCAACAUGGAUUAUUCAUGGCAGGUGAUGCAUGGUUUUUGGAUUCUACUGAUCGGUCAUUGGGCUUCAUCCUAGCAGACCAGGGUUUUGAUGUAUGGGUUGGAAAUGUGCGUGGAACACGAUGGAGUCGUGGACACGUAUCUUUAUCUGAGACAGAGAAGGAAUUUUGGGAGUGGAGUUGGCAGGAAUUAGCUCUGUAUGAUCUUGCAGAAAUGUUGCACUACAUAAAUUCAGUUACAAGCUUAAAAAUCUUUAUUGUUGGACAUUCACAGGGAACCAUCAUGUCUUUGGCUGCUCUCACUCAGCCAGACAUAGUGGAAAUGGUUGAAGCUGCUGCUCUUUUGUCUCCAAUAUCUUACUUGGAACAUGUCAGUGCUCCACUUGUACUUAGAAUGGUUGCAAUGCAUCUUGAUCAGAUGGUUCUUGCUUUGGGGAUACAUCAAUUGAACUUCAGAAGUGAUGUGUUGGUGAACCUUGUGGAGUCAUUAUGUGAUGGGCACGUGGAUUGCACUGAUUUUCUAACUUCUAUAACAGGUCAGAAUUGCUGCUUUAAUAAAACUCGCAUGGACUUCUAUUUGGAAUAUGAACCUCACCCAUCAUCUGUGAAGAACUUGCGCCAUCUUUUCCAGAUGAUCCGCCAGGGUACUUUUUCCCAGUAUGAUUAUGGAAUCUGGAAAAACAUACUGAUGUAUGGAAGGUUGAAACCCCCAGCAUUUGAUCUUAACAGCAUACCCAAGUCAUUGCCAUUAUGGAUGAGUUAUGGGGGGAAUGAUGCCUUAGCAGAUAUAAUGGAUGUGCAGCGCACUCUUGAGGAAUUACUGUCCAAACCAGAGUUGCUUUAUCUUGAGAACUACGGUCACAUAGACUUCCUUUUGAGCAUAAAAGCAAAUAGAGAUGUUUAUGACAAUAUGAUCGGGUUUUUAAGGUCAUUGGAAAAGUCAAGUAGUUCUUAAAGUGACUGCUUUCUGUGUUCUUUCAUAUAAGAUAUAGUCUUCAAGUGUAAUUAACCAAUUAUUUGUCUGCAUAUAUUGUAAAGUUUGCCCCUAUUCCCUUGCUUUUAAUUAAGUUAAUUUGCCAUAUAGCUAUCAAACAAACUGGAUUCUUUGGUCCUAAGUGCCAUAAAAGGAAAAUGGUUAAAUUAAGUCAAUUGUGCAGAGCUUACAGUGGGAAUUGGUUUUUACCUUAAUUUAACCAAUUUCCUAUGAUGGAAGUUAAGGCAAGUCGUUUUGACAGGGGCGGCAAGCUUGGUUGAAGACAUUCGCACUCUUGGAGCCUUUAAUGAUACUUAAAUGAUGCAGCAAGUGAAGAAACCUGGACAGAAGAUGGAAAUGGAGGACUUGAAAGUGUUCUGGUAAGGCAAUUUUGUGCAAGAAGAGCAUCGGGCAGCCUCCGAACAGCAAGAGCUCAUGUGCUUCCACUCCCAAGGUUGUUAGAAUAGAUUGUUAGCAUUGUAACUUGGUUGUAUAGGGUUUUCCGUUUCUAAGCAUUUCGUGAAAAGUUGAUUCCAUGAAAUGAUAUGUAUGGUGAUUUGAUGUAUAAAGAGAAGCAGAUUGCAUUUGCUUCUUAUUAUUUUUAA
Theobroma cacao (cacao) is the source of this 1958-nucleotide messenger RNA. RefSeq names its product lipase 1. Gene Ontology annotation, biological process: lipid metabolic process. Gene Ontology annotation, molecular function: hydrolase activity, acting on ester bonds. NCBI's taxonomy places the organism in Eukaryota, Viridiplantae, Streptophyta, Magnoliopsida, Malvales, Malvaceae. The record is from RefSeq and is a predicted model, not a curated record.